UCAAAGUAAUCAAAGUGAAAAAAGUAUAUUAUACGGUAAAUAUUCCAUCGAAAAAAAAAACCUUUACGUUUGAUGACCUAUAUGUGUAAGAAAGAACAAACACGCUCUUUUGUUAGGAUAUGGGAAAUUAAAAAGUUCCCUCACAUUAUUUCGUUCUUUUUAAAAUCAAAAUUUUAUAGACUUAUUUAUUUUACCUCGCUCAUUUUCUUUCUUUUUUUUUUAAAAAAAAACCAAAAAAUAAAAACUUUUUAUCCUUUUAAAAUCUUAUUUAUUCUCAUCUCUAAUUAUCCUUUACACCUUAACUUUCACAUACUAGUCUUUGAAGGAACUUAUAAAUAUUUUUCCAAUUCUUUCAUAAAAAACUUCAUUUGCUAAAAAAUGUUGGAUAGUUUGGAGAGGUGUUUGUAUAUAUUAUACAUAUAUAAAAAAUUUUUGGUGGAUUCUUUUUUUUUCCUGAGGUUUGUCAAGUUUUUUUUAUUAUAUUAAUACUUCCCUUUGCCAUUUUUUUCGUUCAUAUUUGGCUUCGCCGUCCGUUGAGCGCGAAAUUAACCGAGAACAAGGAAAUUGAAACGAAACCCUAUAAUAUUAAUACUCUUUAAACAAAAAAAAAACCAACCAGAAAA
Messenger RNA from Rhizophagus irregularis DAOM 181602=DAOM 197198, 623 nucleotides. The record is from RefSeq and is a predicted model, not a curated record. NCBI's taxonomy places the organism in Eukaryota, Fungi, Glomeromycota, Glomeromycetes, Glomerales, Glomeraceae.